Molecule: messenger RNA, 1267 nt
Organism: Amborella trichopoda
Lineage: Eukaryota; Viridiplantae; Streptophyta; Magnoliopsida; Amborellales; Amborellaceae
Product: Chaperone DnaJ-domain superfamily protein
Biological process (GO): protein folding
Cellular component (GO): endoplasmic reticulum membrane
Source: RefSeq, a predicted model, not a curated record
UCCACAAUAAAAUAUUUAGAAUGUUCUGAAUUUCACCCGGCUAUGAUUGAUUGUGCGUAGCAAAUAUAAAUGGUCGCAUGGUACACAAUCCCUAUCGUAUACUAUGGAUCUAGGUUGGGUCAACCUGGACUCAGGUCCCUAUUUCUGAACCUAGACCCGACCCAUCCCUGGUUUGGUUCUGGUUUCUGUCUCAGCAAGCAGCAUCGGGUGCAUCAAUGGAGCCAGUACUCCGCUGGCUCGCCAUUUUCAUCUUGUUGUCUUCACUUCUUCCCUAUAUUCACGCCAUUUACUGCGAGGAAGAUGAUUGCUAUGAUCUACUUGGGGUUACACAGAGCGCCAAUGCUUCAGAGAUAAAAAAGGCUUACUACAAAUUGUCACUGAAAUAUCACCCUGAUAAGAAUCCGGAUCCAGAAUCGAGGAAGCUUUUUGUUAAAAUCGCAAAUGCUUAUGAGAUUUUGAAGGAUGAAGCUACCCGUGAACAGUAUGAUUAUGCUAUUGCACAUCCUGAAGAGGUAUUCUAUAAUGCUGCUCGUUAUUAUCACGCAUAUUAUGGGCACAAAACAGAUCCUCGUGCCGUUUUAGUUGGCCUAUUGUUGAUUCUUUCAGCAUUCCAGUAUCUAAAUCAAUGGACCAGGUACACACAGGCUAUAAGUAUGGUUAAGAGAACUCCAGCUUAUAAGAACAGGUUGCGCGCAUUGGAACUAGAACGCAGUGGAGGAAUCACCAACAAGAAGAAGGCUUCCAAGCAUAUAAACAAGAAGGUAGAAGAAGAGCUCAGCAAUGAACUUGAAUUGCAAAUUCAGGGAGCUGAAAAACCUUGCUUAUGGAAUCUCAUAGUUGUUUGGUUCAUUCUACUGCCAUACACUCUUGGCAAGCUAAUAUUUUGGAAGGGCUCUUGGAUAUGGAGAUACACGAUAUACAAAUCGGCUUACUCAUGGGAGGAUGCUUGUUACUUGACACAAAGAUCCCUUAGAGUGCCUCAAGAGGCGUGGAGGACAUUGGAUGAAUCCAAGAAGAAUGAUCUGGUGGGUAGACGUCUAUGGGUGAAAUCAAACAUGGAGGCCUAUCUCACAGAAUUGAGGAAAGAAGUGAAGCGCAGAAGAUAGAUAGCAUUUAGUGGAGUUUUUUUAAUCUUGGGGACUACAUUCAGUUUCUCUUUUGAUACAUUUUCUCCUUGUAUUGAAGGAGCACCUUGUUCAACUUCCACUUAACGAACCUUGUUCUACUUCCACUUAAUGAGAUGAAAAUUUUGGUUAUGAUUUAUUUA